Molecule: messenger RNA, 1766 nt
Organism: Anguilla anguilla (European eel)
Lineage: Eukaryota; Metazoa; Chordata; Actinopteri; Anguilliformes; Anguillidae
Gene: elmod2
Product: ELMO/CED-12 domain containing 2
Exons: 9
Coding region: 311-1207 (298 amino acids)
Cellular component (GO): membrane
Molecular function (GO): GTPase activator activity
Source: RefSeq, a predicted model, not a curated record
UCCAGGUCAUUUGAGGCUUCUUCUCGAUGACGACGCAGUGUCACUGUGUGUAAACCAUGGUGUAAACAUAAGUCACUUAUAAAAUAUAUAUGAAGAAUUGUUUUUUUAUUGAAACAAUAUGGUACAACAGAGAUGCAUAUCUAUCCUGGAAAUGAUGUUUUUUAAAACACGAACAAUUCUUUUAUUUUGAAGCUGGGGAAAGUCCACCGGAAGUCAUAUUAUUUUGACUGGCUUCACAGUUCUCUGGCUGCAACCGUCUGCGAAUGGAUAGAGGACUGUAACAACUUGGAAAUUUGCCUUGUCGUCUAAAAUGUUGGGCUACAUUUGGCAGUACUUGUUCAGUUCGUUCCUGAGGUUCUGGUUUAAGUGGUUCCUCAGACACGUCACAGGGAAGUGUGAGCUGCAGAGGAUAUGCAGUGGAUACAAGCAGGGAGCGCCCAGGACAUCACGGGCAGAAUACUCUCUGGAAUCCUCAAAGAGUACGGUAUUAAGAGCAGCUGUUAGUGUGGAAGAAGACCAAGUGGAGGAGUGUGCCAUGGCUAUAAUGAAAGAAAAAAAGGUGAUAUCACAGAAGGACCCAGAGUUUAAAAUGAGUCUGCAGGUUUGCUUGUGGCAAAUAUCUGGAUAUAAGAGGCUGUAUGCAUCUGUGGAGGAUCUGAGGAAACAGUCGUUUGACUGUGAAAAUAACAGCCACGAGAACAUGCUACUGAGGCUGUGGGACCUGCUGAUGCCCUCAGAGAAGCUGGAAUCCAGAAUUACCAAGCAGUGGGGCGAUAUCGGUUUCCAAGGCGAUGACCCCAAGACCGAUUUUCGAGGAAUGGGGAUGCUGGGGUUAAGCAACCUUAUUUUCUUUAGUGAGAAGUACACUGAAAUGGCCCGACAGGUGCUGUCACAUUCAGUUCAUCCCAAACUGGGGUACUCUUAUGCGAUAGUGGGGAUUAACCUGACGGAGAUGGCGUACAGCUUGCUGAGGAGCGGUGCACUCAAACCUCACUUCUACAACACGGUGUCCCAGAGCCUGAAGCUGGAGCACUUCCACCAGCUCUACUGUUAUUUUGCGUACGAGUUUGAUAAGUUUUGGAUUGAAGAAAAGCCGGAAAGCAUCAUGGAGUUCAACCGCUACAGGGAAAAGUUUCAUGAAAAAAUGAAGGCUCUCUUACAGGAACCAGACGUGUCCCUUUGUUUGACAGUCGAUUCUAAACUGUAACAGGGAAAUGUUAUUGGGACCAAAACCUUUUUGUUUGCAGGGACAGCAUUUUGCGUAAUAAAAUAGGAGCAUAGAAAUCCCCUUCCUUUUAAAUUAAAACCCCACUUUUUUACUGUAACAUUUAUAAAGGUUUAGAUGUACAAAAUUAGAAAAUAUUAAUAUUCAGCCAUAAAAGGCCAUCAUUCCAGGUCUCCCAUGACCACUGUGGUAAAUGUGUUGACUUAGUGUUUCCCUUUGAAUGGUAUGGGACAAAUUUGCAGUCAUGGACCAAAGAAGUUAAAGGGCAAUUCUUGAAACAGGGCCCAGCAUUUUCAACCAGGUUUGACUGUAAUCGAGUCCUCCAGACAUUAGAUGGCAGUACAGCUCCCCCCCUCCAUUAAAUCAGCUGUUGAGCAGUUGUUCAAACAAUAUAAUUGCAUUCCCUAAAUCUUUGUGAUAAUUUAAUAAUUUAAUGAGUACUAAUUCAGAAAAGUGUAAAAUCAUUGUAGUGAUUACUGACGUUCAUUUUUUUCCCCAGUAUUACUGUGUGAUACAUUAAAAUUAACCAAAAACCAAAUCA